ACAUAACCUCAUCUCCGAGGCCUAGUCUAUCGGACUGGUACAUCCCAACAUCGAACUCGACCUCUUCCCAACAUUCCCUUUCUCCCCGCCGCCAUGAGCAAACCAAUCAGAUUGGGGAGCCGGUUGCGGUACCCUAUUACUAUUGUCAAGUUGCUCAAGUCGCCUGGCGACACGAUUAAGAAGCAAGAACCGCUGAUGCAGUACUCGUUCAAGUGGAUGAAGGAGGUCGGCGACAAUCUCCGGGAAAAUACGUGGAUGGAGGAGCAGACGACCAUCGUCAACUGGGAUUCGCCCACAGACGGUGAGCUGAAGCAGUGGAAUAUUCACGAAGGCCAGCGCAUCGAGGCGGAUGCGCCCUGUAUGCUGGUCAAGGAGGCGUGCUCGCAUGAAAUCCAGUUUCAAGGCCUCUGCGCCAUCUGCGGGAAGGACAUGACCGAGGUCAACUGGGCCGCCGAGUCCCGCGAUACGCACCGCGCUCCUAUCAGCAUGAUACACGAUCGCACCAACCUAACCGUGAGCGCAGCCCAGGCCCAGCGCACCGAGCAGGAACUGCAGCGGCGACUGCUUCAGAGCCGCAAGCUGAGCCUGGUAGUAGACCUGGAUCAGACUGUUAUCCAGGCUUGCGUCGACCCCACCGUUGGCGAGUGGCUGAAGGACCCGACCAACCCCAACCACGAAUCGGUCAAGAACGUCAAGGUAUUUCAGCUGGACGAUGGCCCGGCCUGGCUGGCAAACCGCUUCUGGUACUACAUCAAGUUGCGCCCGGGCUUAGAGGGCUUCCUCAAGCGCAUUGCCGACAUGUACGAGAUGCACGUAUACACCAUGGGCACGCGCGCAUAUGCACACAACGUCGCGCGUGUCCUCGACCCGGACAGGAAACUGUUUGGUAACCGCGUCAUUAGCCGCGACGAAAACCACAACAUGUGGUCCAAAAGUCUGCAGCGCCUCUUCCCCGUGAGCACGCACAUGGUGGUGAUUAUCGACGACCGCUCCGACGUGUGGCCGGACAACCGACCCAACCUCAUUAAGGUGUCGCCGUACGAGUUCUUCAAGGGCAUCGGCGAUAUCAACUCCAGCUUUCUCCCCAAACGCCAGGACCUCCUCAAGUCGAACGGCGUCAAAAAGAAAUCGAAAAAAGAGCCCUCGGAGACAGCGGUCGACAAGAAAGAAGACGAGUCCGCAGUCACCAAACUCCAGGUCGAGGAGCAGCAGCGCACAUUCGAGAAGCAAAUCAAGGACCGGCCGCUGCAGGCGCUGCAAGAGAAGCUCGACUGGGAGGACGAGGAAGCCGAGAAGGUGACGGUGCAAUCCGAUGACGGAUCCGAGUCGCGCUCGUCGUCCCCGCCGGCACACCGCCGCCGCGUUCUGCUCGACGACGACCACGAGCUCGAAUUCCUCGAGCGACACCUGACCAACCUCCACAAGAUGUUCUACGACCGCUAUGAUAAGGAGCGCGCGGUGCACCAGGCAGGCGCGAACAACGUCGACUUCGAGGCCGUCCCCGACGUCGGUGACCUGCUGGACGAGGCCAAGUCACGCGUGUUGCGUGGGAAACGGAUCGUCCUGUCCGGCGUGCUCGCGCGCGACGUGGAUAUCUACAAAUCCGAGAUUGGCCUGCAGAUCAUGAGCUUUGGCGCCGACCUCGUUCCUCGCGUCCGCCGCGACGUUACUCAUCUUGUGGUCAAUGCCUCCCAACCCGGCAGGGAAAAGCUGCUUGAGGCCAGGCGAAGGCCGCACAUCAAGAUUGUGAGUCUCGAGUGGCUCGCCGAGUGCUUCACUAAAUGGGAAGCCGUGGAUGAGACGCCGUACCUGUUCACUUCUCGCCUGCCCGAAGAGGAGAAAGGGAACGGUGCUGCUGUCGGCGCUGAGGGGGAGGAGAGUGGGAGUGAGGAGACGGGUAAGCUGCCAAAUGGCUCGGGCCGGAAAAACCCGAGGUUAAAAUUGGUCACUGCAUCUGGGCGGACUAGAGAGUUGGAGGAUGACGAUGACGAUGACGACGAUGACGAGUCAUCGGACGACGGGAUGGACGAUGAAGACGAGGGCCUGCUCCCGGACGCGCUCGAAGAUGGGCAAUUGUCCCCGAUUGACGGGCUGAAAACCUUUAACUGGGGUUCGGCAGAUGCGGAGCUUGACGAGUUCCUUGCGAGCGGGUCCGACGAAGACGACGACGAGGAGGAAGGGGAUGAGGAUGAUGAGGACGAAGACGGGGACGACCACGAAACUGGUACGAACAGGGAUGAGGACGAGGAUCUUCCUCUGGGUGAAGAGCGGUCUCUAGAGCACUCACUUCAAGAUAAACCGGCUGCCGGGGAAAGUCCGUCAAAGAAACGAAAAUUGCGCGACGAGGACGCGGCCACCGAGACGGGCACCGAGUCAGAUGCCCUUGCCGGAGGCGACGAGACGCCGGCCAAGAGGCUGCGCAGGGCGAAGAGUCACCAUAGCUCCUCGCUGAGGAAUCGGUAUCACUCGGAUGUGGAUAGCGGACUGCCCACGCCUAGAGUCACCGGAGACGAGGAGGAUGCGGCCCUGGUCAAGGGCAGCCAGCAGAAUGGGGAUGGUGGUGGGUAUGAUGAUGCUGAGGACUUUGAUGAGGCCGAGCUGGAGGCCGAGUUCGAGGCGGAAUUUGAGGCAGAAUUCGAGGCCGAGGAGGCCGCGCUGCGGACUAUGGACGUGGAGAAGGGUUAGACUCGGGACAAAGUACAUACCUUGCUCGUUCAUACCGGUACGCUCCGGUCCAUCUUGCCAUGCCGGAUGGGUACCAGCUUGUUUGGGAUUGUCUUGAUUCAUGUUGAGACUAGGUAUAUCUGGGUGUUUGGUUUUAGCGUGGGCAGGGUCGGGUGGUUGGAGGUGGCUUACUUACUACCCGGUCAGACGGAGUUUUUUUGUCUUCGUUGUACGGUAUGGCAUGGUCGGUUUAGGGAGGCAUGGUCAAUACUUUGCAU
Canariomyces notabilis is the source of this 2942-nucleotide messenger RNA. RefSeq lists its product as uncharacterized. The record is from RefSeq and is a predicted model, not a curated record. Gene Ontology annotation, molecular function: RNA polymerase II CTD heptapeptide repeat phosphatase activity. Bases 94 to 2685 code for a protein of 863 amino acids. Gene Ontology annotation, cellular component: nucleus. NCBI's taxonomy places the organism in Eukaryota, Fungi, Ascomycota, Sordariomycetes, Sordariales, Chaetomiaceae. The transcript has a single exon.